CUGACCGAAAGACGUCUGAGAAAGACACGACAAAAUCGAGUAGCAAAACGCAUUUUCACGUAGCAUUCAUCUUGACAACCUCUACCUCCAACAGUCCUGAAUUUAUACAUAAUACGGACUGAACAAGAAAGUUUGUUUUUAAAGCCCAAAAAAAAACGAUUACCGUUUAUUGCGAACUGACGUAAUCAAAAUAGUCAAAUAGAAAUCCAAUUCAAACCAGGAGAACCCUGAUUAUCCCCGUUUGAAAUCUGGCGGCCUCCGUAAUCACGAGUUCCGUGGUGUGCUACCGGGCUGCUCUACACCGGCGCCGGGCUUCAGCAACUGCUGUUGCUACCUCGAUUGCAGCAGCGGCUGCUACGACUGGCUGCAAUCAAACACCAGGAUCCAAGGACUGGUGCAUCCUUUCGUUGAACUAUCGUAAUAUGUGUUCAUCAUCUGACGUUGUUCCGGCACCAAACAAACGCCUCAACAAUAAAAGAAGUAGUAGCCCAACGACGUCAGAGAGUAGCAGCAAUUGUGGCAGGAGUAGCCAUGGCAGUUUAUUGACUGUCACGUCACCCAGCAACAGUCACAAGUCUGUCGGACUCGACAAAAUCUCGUUGGGUUCAUCCAACAAAAGUUCGUUCGAGAGCGCCGGGCGUCGUGUUGCUGCUAAUCAUUCGCCUGUUUUAAGUCUCGAAUCGCUUCAACAAUGCGAUGACAAUGACAAUGUCGUGUCGAACAACAGCAGUCCUCGCCACAACAGUAGCCGUUCGACAAAUAGCGGUGGCGCUCACUUCAAAUGUCGCAAAGCAUUAGGGACGCGACAAGGGGAAGUGCAAGCCAUUCGAACCAAAUAUCCAUCUAAGAUUCCAGUCAUUGUGGAACGAUUUGACCAGGAGUUAUCAUUGCCUCACCUUCAAAAGAGCAAAUUUCUGGUUCCACAAGAGUUGAGCAUGUCUCAGCUGAUUACUGUUGUUCGCAACCGACUGAGACUGUCUUCGACGCAGGCCAUCUUUUUGAUAGUCAACAACCGGAGUAUGGCGUCGCUGUCCAAGACUGUCCUGGAGGUCUACAGAGAAUACCACGAUCCGGAUGGAUUUCUGUACCUAUCGUAUGCGUCACAAGAGGCUUUUGGCUCCGAUCAGGUUACGUGAUAUCAACCAUACUCAGGUGGAUAAAAAUGGCAAGUCCGCAUGAAGGAAUUUAUCCUUUCUCUCAACGAAAUCCUCAUUUCCUCCGUUAUUAAUCGUCCGUCGAUUUUGUCGGUAGAUGGACGUCACACAAUCUUGUUCGGUCUUUGGUUUUAUUUUACAUUUUUUGGGAAAUAAGAAAAGAAAAUAGUUGAUUAAAAAUGCCUUGAGAUUCGGGUUGGAUUCAAUUUUUAUUAACAAAAAACUCACUUUUGUCUUUCUUCCGUACAUUACUUGUGGUCUCGUAACUAUAUGUAACAUGUGUCAUGUCGUAUUCAAUGCGCUUUGUCUGUGUCCAUGUGCCGCAUAAGGUUCUCUAGCAUCUCUGUGAUUCAUGCGCUCUAGUCGCGCGAUUUCUGUUGUUUUUCAUUCUGAAGAAAACUCAGUAGAACGCCCGAUCAUGUGUUGCUGAUACGUAAUGAAUUCUUUUUUUCUAAUCAAAGAGCAUCCAGGUGAAAGUAAUAAGAAUGAUCAAGAGGGAGAUAAUAUCCUAUCCAUUGCGACAUUGGCAAACCAAAAUUCCCCUCUUUUAUUCUUUAGUUUCCUUUUUUUUCUAGUGGACUUCUACGAUGACAAAGUAUUUUACUAUUUACGCGUGUUUAUUUCCCAUGGAUUCUCAUUUUGUAACUGGGUCACCAAUUUUUUUUAAUUUUAUUCCUUAUUCAACUUGUCGGGAUUUGUUCAAGAUUGACAGUCCGUACAGCCUUUUUUUUUACACAAUGAUUUUAUUACGUAAUAAAUGAAUGGAGAUUU
This is a messenger RNA of Daphnia carinata, 1925 nucleotides long. RefSeq lists its product as uncharacterized. Lineage: Eukaryota; Metazoa; Arthropoda; Branchiopoda; Diplostraca; Daphniidae. Gene Ontology annotation, biological process: autophagy of mitochondrion; autophagosome assembly; cellular response to nitrogen starvation. The record is from RefSeq and is a predicted model, not a curated record. Bases 423 to 1136 code for a protein of 237 amino acids. The transcript has 5 exons. Gene Ontology annotation, molecular function: ubiquitin protein ligase binding. Gene Ontology annotation, cellular component: autophagosome membrane; cytosol; autophagosome.